This is a messenger RNA of Owenia fusiformis, 1305 nucleotides long. The record is from the annotation of a GenBank genome assembly. NCBI's taxonomy places the organism in Eukaryota, Metazoa, Annelida, Polychaeta, Sabellida, Oweniidae.
AUGCACUGUUCAUGUACAACAGACCAAUAUAUUGCUCCUAUACAAUACAGCAAUGCACUGUUCAUGUACAAUAGACCAAUAUAUUGCUCCUAUACAAUACAGCAAUGCACUGUUCAUGUACAACAGACCAAUAUAUUGCUCCUAUACAAUACAGCAAUGCACUGUUCAUGUACAAUAGACCAAUAUAUUGCUCCUAUACAAUACAGCAAUGCACUGUUCAUGUACAACAGACCAAUAUAUUGCUCCUAUACAAUACAGCAAUGCACUGUUCAUGUACAACAGACCAAUAUAUUGCUCCUAUACAAUACAGCAAUGCACUGUUCAUGUACAACAGACCAAUAUAUUGCUCCUAUACAAUACAGCAAUGCACUGUUCAUGUACAACAGACCAAUAUAUUGCUCCUAUACAAUACAGCAAUGCACUGUUCAUGUACAACAGACCAAUAUAAUGCUCCUAUACAAUACAGCAAUGCACUGUUCAUGUACAACAGACCAAUAUAUUGCUCCUAUACAAUACAGCAAUGCACUGUUCAUGUACAAUAGACCAAUAUAUUGCUCAUAUACAAUACAGCAAUGUACUGUUCAUGUACAACAGACCAAUAUAUUGCUCCUAUACAAUACAGCAAUGCACUGUUCAUGUACAACAGACCAAUAUAUUGCUCCUAUACAAUACAGCAAUGCACUGUUCAUGUACAAUAGACCAAUAUAUUGCUCCUAUACAAUACAGCAAUGCACUGUUCAUGUACAACAGACCAAUAUAUUGCUCCUAUACAAUACAGCAAUGCACUGUUCAUGUACAAUAGACCAAUAUAUUGCUCCUAUACAAUACAGCAAUGCACUGUUCAUGUACAACAGACCAAUAUAUUGCUCCUAUACAAUACAGCAAUGCACUGUUCAUGUACAACAGACCAAUAUAUUGCUCCUAUACAAUACAGCAAUGCACUGUUCAUGUACAACAGACCAAUAUAUUGCUCCUAUACAAUACAGCAAUGCACUGUUCAUGUACAACAGACCAAUAUAUUGCUCCUAUACAAUACAGCAAUGCACUGUUCAUGUACAACAGACCAAUAUAAUGCUCCUAUACAAUACAGCAAUGCACUGUUCAUGUACAACAGACCAAUAUAUUGCUCCUAUACAAUACAGCAAUGCACUGUUCAUGUACAAUAGACCAAUAUAUUGCUCCUAUACAAUACAGCAAUGUACUGUUCAUGUACAACAGACCAAUAUAUUGCUCCUAUACAAUACAGCAAUGCACUGUUCAUGUACAAUAGACCAAUAUAUUGCUCCUAUACAAUACAGCAAUGCA